AUGGCUGUUUACUUGUCUCGCAGGGACAGACUGAAGGCUGGACCUCAACUUGAUGCCGUGGCUCUGUGGAAGUGCAACGUCAAGACCAGACUGUUAGGCAUCAAUGAAGGCAGCUGUUACAGGAUCAACCAUUUCCCCGAUGACAACGACUACGACACAGACAGCUCAGAGUAUCUUCUGCGUAUUGUUCGUGCCUCCAGCGUGUUCCCCAUCCUCAGUACCACCUUGUUGAUGCUCGGGGGCAUGUGUGUCGGUGUGGGCCGGGUCAACAACAAGACAAACAAUGUCCUCCUCAGUGCGGGCAUUCUUUUUGUAGCUGCAGGUCUUAGCAACAUAAUUGGCAUCAUUGUCUAUAUCUCAAGCAAUGCUGGAGAUCCCAACGACAAACGUGAUGAUGACAAGAAGUACACUUACUCCUACGGGUGGUCUUUCUACUUUGGCGCUCUGUCCUUCAUUGUGGCUGAAACUGUGGCUGUUCUUGUCAUCAACAUCUACAUCGAGAAAAACAAGGAAGUCCGCUGGAAGGCGAGACGUGAGUUUAUUCGUUCCCUCUCUUCCUCGUCCCCUUAUUCAAGGAUACCGAGCUUCCGCUACCGUCGACGGACAUCGCACGCCAGCUCUCACUCCACAGAGGCCUCUAGGGAGAACUCACCGGUGCUCGGUCUGAAGGGGGUGCCAUCCUCAAGUGGGCCCCUGGACGAGCUAUCUAUGUACGCCCUGGCAAGAGACAGUGUGACCGAGAACACUUACAGUCCGGAGCACGAGAGCAGCGCCGAAUUCCUCCAGGUCCAUAACUGUUUCCCAAAUGAUUUAAAGGAUGGGGUGAACCGCAGGACCACACCUGUGUGAGAGGCAUGGCUGCUCCUAAAAUUUACAUGAAUGAGAACAGGAACAGAAAGGAUAUAAGAUUGGUGUCCUGACCUGCU
Nematolebias whitei (Rio pearlfish) is the source of this 926-nucleotide messenger RNA. RefSeq names its product voltage-dependent calcium channel gamma-4 subunit-like. Gene Ontology annotation, cellular component: voltage-gated calcium channel complex; postsynaptic density membrane; AMPA glutamate receptor complex. Lineage: Eukaryota; Metazoa; Chordata; Actinopteri; Cyprinodontiformes; Rivulidae. The transcript is spliced from 4 exons. Gene Ontology annotation, molecular function: channel regulator activity; voltage-gated calcium channel activity. Gene Ontology annotation, biological process: neurotransmitter receptor transport, postsynaptic endosome to lysosome; neurotransmitter receptor internalization; regulation of AMPA receptor activity. The coding region runs from base 1 to 849 and encodes 282 amino acids. The record is from RefSeq and is a predicted model, not a curated record.